This is a messenger RNA of Trichoplusia ni (cabbage looper), 1402 nucleotides long. RefSeq lists its product as uncharacterized. NCBI's taxonomy places the organism in Eukaryota, Metazoa, Arthropoda, Insecta, Lepidoptera, Noctuidae. The record is from RefSeq and is a predicted model, not a curated record. The coding region runs from base 584 to 1093 and encodes 169 amino acids. The transcript has a single exon.
UUGAGUUUUAGUGUUAACCUUUGUAGAGUUUAAGUUAAGUUUUCUUUUUUCAAUUCAGUGGACAGUGUGAAACUUUUUUGCGUAAAACUUUUUUUGCGUUGAUUGAUAAAGUUAUUAACUGCAAGAGAAUCGAAUAUACCAAUCCGGACGUAAUCACAUAUUGGUCCGCAAUUUACUAUACCAUCUAUAAUAACGGGGCAAGUAAACAAUAACAUUAUUUGAUGUAAGACAGAGAUACAACUCCACCGAAGAGCAGGACGAAAGAAAAUCAUCGAUCUAAGAAAAUAGAAUUCUCAUACGAAAUGUAAUGGCGGUACAAUAAUCGUGUAAAAGUUCACGAUAGUUGCCCAACGUGAGGCGGUAACAAUACAAUAAAACCAGCUUAUAUAGAUCUUGUACAAAUCGAUUUGUGUAUACUCACUGUACUGAAAUUAGAGGUCUGUUGUAACUGGCCACUAAUAGCGGUCAUCUCGGCUAGAUAAUGAUCUGUCGAUGAUUUACGCCACGUUAAACCGACAAUGGUCGGCGAUAACCCGCGGCCGCGCACAAUGUGACCAAUUAGAGGAGCGGCACACUCGCCAACAUGACUAAGAUGAACGGCAUCAACCUGCCCGACAUGGCCGACGACAUCUUCAACGAAAACAUCAUCAAGAGGAAGAAAACACAAAUCGAUUACGAUCUCGAUAAAAAAUCGGACGGAGACACCGACACACUAAAGUACGGGAACAACAACAAUAUCGAUAAAUUGGAAUCCCCACAGAAUUUGAAAAGGAAAUCGAAGUUCGACAACUACGAUAUCGAUAAGAUCGUGCAAUCGAACAUGAUAAUCGAUAAGGAAUCGAGUAAAGUCCGUCUGGAGAUGAGAGACUGCAGUGAGUUGGAUUACAAGACGAAUGGUCAUGUGGAGGAUUUGGACGAAGUGGGGACGGAGGGCAACGAAUAUGCGUUGAAGAAUGGUAAUGGUAUACCGAUGGGUGAGGAUAAGAUACUGAAUAACAACGAUGGGGACUACAGCAUCAACGGGGAUUAUGAACACGGCAGUGAAGUAAGUUUUCCCAUUUUCUUUUACUGCGUCCUUUUUAAUAGAAUUUGAUUCGUAUUUCGCCGUUUUUUAACAAACGUUCAAAUCACAUAAACUGUAUAAAUUGAUUUUGACUUAGAACAAUUUGUCGUCACACAAAUGCUUGUCCUACGUAGGGAUCGAACGCGCGUCACGUCGCGAGCUGUGGUCAUCAUAGUGGUGACCACAUUAGCCGGUGUAGUCACGACAAAUGGAUACUACUCGGUUAUCCGUACAGUCAAAAUAUAUAUUCAUAUUAAUUGCUAAAUUAAAUACUGUCUUACCACGCAUUCAAUUAGUAACAAGUUAAACUUUUCACUUUGAAUUUUAAGUCUACACCCA